GUUUUCAGGAUGAACCGUACCGCUUUCAACCGCUUCUUGGCUCUUAGUCGUUUUGCACAAAAGCGUCACGGGCACGGACAUCACGUCGCCAACCCGGGACCACCAUGCACCUUCGACUUGAUGCCAGUGCCAUUCCAAUCUUACAAGAAGGUCUACGGCGAGCUCCAGGGAAAGUUCAACACCUAUCUUGCAGUGUCAGCGGUUUUCUUCGCUUCGUCGUUCGCCACCGCCAUCUACACUAACCUCUUCGCCUUCGAAGAAGCCAUCAGACCACCACAGAGCUAUCGCAAUCGCAAAUAAAUGCUCAUUUGCCUCGAUGAUCGAUUUAUUUCUUUAUUGUAUUCACCAAUUUUUAGUUUAGCCGAAUAUGUCGUGACAACUUUCUGUGGUUUCGCCUUAUGUGGCAAAUGAACAAUUUUUGACUGUUGUCACUUCCGUCGAUUGUCUAACUGUUUUAUCGA
Caenorhabditis elegans is the source of this 461-nucleotide messenger RNA. It is a transcript of the gene F23H11.5, whose product is annotated as Deltamethrin resistance protein prag01 domain-containing protein. Lineage: Eukaryota; Metazoa; Nematoda; Chromadorea; Rhabditida; Rhabditidae. Bases 10 to 300 code for a protein of 96 amino acids. The transcript has 3 exons. The record is from RefSeq and is marked reviewed.